Molecule: messenger RNA, 684 nt
Organism: Camelus dromedarius (Arabian camel)
Lineage: Eukaryota; Metazoa; Chordata; Mammalia; Artiodactyla; Camelidae
Product: maestro heat-like repeat-containing protein family member 7
Exons: 5
Coding region: 232-684 (150 amino acids)
Cellular component (GO): cytoplasm
Source: RefSeq, a predicted model, not a curated record
GCUAGGAGACUGCCCAGCAUAUACUCUGUUGCCCGCUUGAAAGACUGGCUACUUCAUGGAAAUAAGCUUUUUAAAGUUCUUGCCCUGAGGGGACUACACUAUCUUGUCAGACACCAGGAGACGAGGGAAGACAUCAAGAGCCUGUCUCCAUGCAUCUUAGACUUCUUACGUGAAACUGACGAGAAGGUUGUUUUGUUGACCAUCCAGAUACUCUUGCAGCUCGUCAGGACAAUGGAUUUCACCACCCUGACUGCCAUGAUGAGGACCUCGUUCUCCUUAUUUGGUGAUGUAAGACCUGAUGUUCAUCGUCUGUCCAUGACCCUCUUUGGAGCCUCUGUAAAGUCUGUGAAAUACACAGAUAAGAAGCGUGUAGAGAGCCAAGUUCUGGACAGCUUGGUCCCACUACUUCUGUAUUCCCAGGAUGAAAAUGAUGCAGUAGCUGAGGAGAGCAGGCGAGUCCUAACCAUAUGUGCCCAGUUCCUGAAGUGGAAGCUUCCCCAAGAAGUGUACUGCAAAGAUCCCUGGUACAUCAACCCUAGUGACAUUGGAAUAAUCUGCAAAUUCUUUGUAUAUCUGAGAAAGCUGCUGCAUGACCCCGAGCCCUCUCUGCGCAUCAUCACCACCCAGGCUCUGUUGCAAAUCCACAAGUUCGGGGCUGAGCCAGAUCCCAGGCAGACAGCUUGA